CAUCAAACGUGGAAUUAUCAAGACUACGCGGCUAUGUUAUCCCAAGUAAGUGACAACGUCGCCUGAUAAAAUUCACUUCCUUGAUUCAACUGAGCGCACGCGUAGAGUUAGUGAACUGACAGAUGAGAGAAAACUAAGCGCAAGCUGCCAUUCGGAAAAGUUUACCGCGCUCCUAGUCUACAGUACUCUGGUGAGUUUUGUAUUUUCGCGCUGCGGCGCGCCUCAAGUGGCGCGAGAGGCACGUGACCUUGCAGACGACCUUAAAUAUCUGCUGCUGGUGUUAGAGAGAAGAGCGCGCGCGAUCCAUCUGAGGAAUUUAUAUUCUCAACGUCGUUCUCGUCGUCGUCGUCGUCGUCGAGAAGGAAAACUCGCGAGAAAGAUUUUGAUUUGUGCGGUCGAAACCAGUGCGCUUCUCACGAGACAGAAACAACAUGUUAAGGACGACGGCGAAUUUACGUCACGAGCUUGCGAAAGCAACACUUCGUACCACCGUCCGGAGUAAUAUCGUAAGGUGUCUUGGCACUCAGUGCCUACACAGGAAGCACCAGCAGAGGCCAUUUCCCCACAAAAGUUCAAGGUUAGCAGUGCAACCAUGGCAACAAAAAUUAAGAUACUAUGCAGACUAUCCAGAUCAUAUCAGAGUUCCACUGCCAGCUUUAUCACCAACUAUGGAAACAGGCACCAUUAUUUCUUGGCAGAAGAAAGAAGGUGAGAAGCUAAACGAAGGCGACCUGCUCGCGGAAAUUGAGACCGACAAAGCGACUAUGGGCUUUGAGACACCAGAGGAAGGUUACUUGGCAAAGAUCCUAGUGCCAGCGGGUGAAAAGAACGUGGCAAUUGGCCGACUAGUGUGCAUAAUUGUCACCGACGAAGCAAGUGUAGCUGCCUUCAAGGAUUUUAAAGAUGACGGUUCAUCUGUUGCACCAUCACCAUCCUCCUCAACACCAUCUGCUCCUGCUGCCGCAGCUGCACCACCACCUCCACCACCACCUUCAGCUCCAGUUCCAGCUCCAGCAGCACCUGUGUCAUCUUUGUCUACUUCUGGAGAAAGAGUCUUUGCCAGUCCUCUUGCCAGGAGAUUGGCUGCUGAACAGGGACUUAGCUUAUCGGGUCUUAAAGGCAGCGGUUUGUAUGCUUCGAUCACAUCAAAAGAUCUCGGUGGAGCAUCUAUGGCAGUAGCUGGUGCACCAGGUGUAGCUGUAGCUGGUGGACGAGAUAUUCCUAUUUCCAAUAUCCGCGGAGUCAUUGCUAAGCGUCUUCUGGAAAGCAAACAGACGAUACCCCAUUACUAUCUCACCAUCGAAGUAAAAAUGGACAAAGCCCUGGCAAUGAGAGAGCAAUUUAACAAAAUUUUGGAAAAAGAUAAGAUAAAGCUCAGUGUCAAUGACUUUAUUAUCAAAGGUAUGGCGAUGGCCUGCAAAAAAGUGCCAGAGGGUAACAGUGCCUGGUUGGGUGACAAAAUUCGACAGUACGAUCAUGUAGAUGUUAGCGUAGCAGUUAGUACAGAGAGUGGACUUAUUACACCUAUAGUUUUUGGAGCAGACCUCAAAGGUAUCUCUGAGAUUAGCAGCGAUGUCAAAGCUUUAGCUGCAAAAGCUAGGGAAGGUAAAUUACAGCCUCACGAGUUCCAAGGUGGCACUAUUACAGUGUCGAAUCUUGGCAUGUUUGGUAUCAAGAACUUCUCGGCGAUCAUCAACCCACCACAGUCCAUCAUUCUCGCGAUAGGAACGACAGAAACGAGAUUGAUACCGGCCAAUAACGACAGAGGUUUCAAUACUGCCCAAUACAUGUGCGUUACUGCCAGCUGUGAUCAUCGUACAGUCGAUGGAGCAGUUGGAGCUCAAUGGCUUACUGCUUUCAAAAAUUUAAUGGAAAAUCCGUCAAUGAUGCUUCUUUAAGUAACCUAUUAUAUAAAGAAGGCUUUAGUGGAGAUGCAAAGUACAAUUGAAAGUGCAUUCGGGAGCGUUUGGUUGAGUACUUCUUCGUCUGUCGCGAUUUCAUCACAAAAAAAUACAAUAUAUAAGAAAUUUGUACUGAUUGAUUCGAAGAAGUGAAAGACACACGCCAGUAAAACUAUGAGAUUUAUUUAAAAGUAAAAGAGAAAGUAAGUGCUGUAAUGAAUCAAUUGGCGACUUUGCUUGGUACUAUUGUAAAUAUACAAAUGAAUUGGAAAGAAGAAAACCGUUAUUAGAAUGUACGUAAUGAGAAUUUACUACAUCCUCGAUCAUUACACCUUAGUUGGCGAAUAAAACAGAUCGGGCGUACAAGUUACCUGUUUAUAGUUGAUAAAUGUGUAUACAUAUUACAAUUAUUUAAUAAAUUAUAUUGCGUUACGCCUCGAAUAAUCUUUAAAUUUUUAUUUUUGUUGAUUGUGAAGUUCGUGAUAUCUUUAUUUGUUGUUGAUUUGGAAACGAUAGUCACUUGACUAUUAAAGCAUGUCAGCAAAUAAAAAAUUAUAUGAAAAUAGGAUCUUCAUCUAUGAAAUAUAUCUACAAGAAAAGAACGGAAACUAGGUCAAGUCACAGUUGUUAUAUGCAACAAAACAGAUCCAUUUAAACUUAAGAUUGGACUCAAGAAAAUGGCAAUUAGUAUCGAAGAUUAAGAUCUUGCGCAUUGAUUAAUUUAUCAGCGGUUCAUAUAGAUCAAUAAGUAAAAUUGUGACGGUAAUCCGAAAGAAGGAUUUCAAGCUCUUGACACAGCUACUAUAUCGUUAGAAAAACUUC
Molecule: messenger RNA, 2723 nt
Organism: Phymastichus coffea
Lineage: Eukaryota; Metazoa; Arthropoda; Insecta; Hymenoptera; Eulophidae
Gene: muc
Product: dihydrolipoyllysine-residue acetyltransferase component of pyruvate dehydrogenase complex, mitochondrial
Exons: 7
Coding region: 432-1898 (488 amino acids)
Biological process (GO): pyruvate decarboxylation to acetyl-CoA
Cellular component (GO): pyruvate dehydrogenase complex
Molecular function (GO): dihydrolipoyllysine-residue acetyltransferase activity
Source: RefSeq, a predicted model, not a curated record